Lotus japonicus is the source of this 1739-nucleotide messenger RNA. RefSeq lists its product as uncharacterized. Gene Ontology annotation, molecular function: catalytic activity. The coding region runs from base 200 to 1162 and encodes 320 amino acids. The record is from RefSeq and is a predicted model, not a curated record. NCBI's taxonomy places the organism in Eukaryota, Viridiplantae, Streptophyta, Magnoliopsida, Fabales, Fabaceae. The transcript has 8 exons.
ACGUUUUGACUUGAACCAACUCAAAUAUUUUAUCCACACCCCACUCACACUCCUUGAAGAUUAAAUUAUUCCAAAUUGCUACAUAGGAAAUGGGUGUGAAAUAGAGAGAUCCAUCAUCUUCUAAAACACUCUACUCUCACUCAUCUUGGUUCAGUUCAAUAUAGAGACCCAUAACAGAAAUUCACUGCACACUCUAAAAAUGGGUAGCAGGUCAUGGUUGAGCCUCACCGCGUGGCGCAACUGGAGUUUCCGCCACUCCUUCUCCUCCACCGGCCUCAAAUCCACAACCACCGAUCUCGGCGGCGGCACCGUCAUGCACUGCUGGGUUCCAAAAUCGCACAACCCUUCCAAGCCAUCCCUUCUCCUCAUCCACGGCAUCGGAGCCAACGCAAUGUGGCAGUGGGGCCCAUUCAUCUCCCCCCUCGCGCGCCACUUCAAUCUCUUCAUCCCCGACCUGCUCUUCUUCGGCGACUCCCACUCGACCCGACCCGACAGGUCCGAGCGGUUUCAGGCCGAGUGCGUCAUGGCCGUCCUGGAGGCUCACGGCGUCCGGAAGGUCAGUGUGGUUGGGCUCAGCUACGGCGGCUUCGUGGCGUACAGCAUGGCGGCGGUGUUCCCGGAGAGCGUGGAGAAGGUGGUGCUCAUCUGUGCCGGAGUGUCGUUGGAGGAUAGAGACAUGGAGGAAGGGAUGUUUCAGGUGAAAUCUGUUGACGAGGCGGUUGAGGUCUUGCUGCCGCGGACGCCGGAGAUGGUUAAGCAGCUGGUGCAGCUCACGUUUGUCAAGCCUAUCAAAGUCUUACCCAAUUGUUUUCUCAAUGAUUUCAUUGAAGUGAUGUGUACAGAAUACCGGCAAGAGAAGAAAGAAUUAAUCCAAGCACUGCAUAAGGAUAGAAAAUUGUCAAAUCUUCCUAAGAUAACCCAGCCUAUGCAAAUUAUAUGGGGAGAACAGGACUUGGUAUUCCCACUAGAAUUAGCUCACAGACUGAAAAGGCAUGUGGGAGAGAAGGCAGAACUGGUGAUCAUUAAGAAUGCAGGGCAUGCACUUAAUGUAGAGAAACCCAAGGAGCUGUACAAGAAUAUAAAAUCCUUCCUCAUUGAUCCCUUGAUUUCAUCUAAACAAGAAAACCACAGCAAUGGUCACAUGGUGGACCAGGAAGCUUAAACUCCUGAUAAUUAGAAGAAAAUAAUUCCUUCAGCCUUAUGGAUAUGUAUUCUAUGUCGACAAUUGAGCGGUGACGUACAUCCAUAUUCUUGCAGGGUGAGUUGAUCAGCAAUGUUUCUUCAACAUGGGAAAGGCACGGUUUGGGGCAUGAUGAUAAGGAUGAUAAGGCACUUGUUUUAACUUCAGUUGCAGCUGGUCUUCUCUCUUGUUUUUGUUAUUUUCUGUCGAAUGAAAGGCACGGUGUGCUUCUGUUGUCCUUAAGUUCAUGGCUUCCUGCUCUUUCCUCUCCUGCAAGUUUACUCCUGGGCCUAUAUGUCAAAUGAGAGUUUAAUAUGGAUUUGUAGGUAUGCUCACAAGUUGGCUUAUAUUUUUCCAAAAGGGAUCAAUCUAAGAGGCUCCAUUGUUGUCUCAAUUAAGGUGUUGGAUUGUGUAGGAAGGGAGCGUGGCCUGAUCAAAGGUUCAGUUGGACAUGAAUGAUCCAGCUCUGGUGUGCUUAGAUGGAUUUGAAGGAUUGGGGAGGUGAUCACUAUUAUUGCAACCACAAUCCCACCAAGAUAUAGUACAUACAAAAUCUCAG